AUGGCUGAUCCUGAUAUCGGCCCACAACGACCCGGAGCCCGCAGCCUCCAUCGUCCCGGUCCCGGCGUCGAGUACGCGCGCCCACGGACCAAAAUCCCCGACAGCCGUCCGACAACCGAAGGCAAAGAUCGGCUGGUGUACCGCGGCGCAUGCUCAAUGGUUCUCACCACGUGGGGGUCGGGGAUUCAUUCUCCCGUCGUGAUCGCUGCCAAAAUGGCACCACCGAUAUCCCCGCGUCGUGUCGACACGAAUGCACGCCGUGUCAUUGAUCCAGCAACCGCAUUCGCGGGGGAUGGUCAAUCUCAACAUGCGGGCAACCACUUCUUGGCUCGACUCCUUAUCAGCCUCGCAAAUGUCAUCAUUGCAAAUCGGGGGAGCGAUGUCGCAGCGUUUGGCAGAAAGCUAUCAUUUCGGCGUGAUUAUCAACCCAAUGCAACAACUGUCGCGGCCGAGGCUGGCGUCGUGUAG
Messenger RNA from Verticillium dahliae VdLs.17, 468 nucleotides. RefSeq lists its product as uncharacterized. NCBI's taxonomy places the organism in Eukaryota, Fungi, Ascomycota, Sordariomycetes, Glomerellales, Plectosphaerellaceae. The transcript has a single exon. The coding region runs from base 1 to 468 and encodes 155 amino acids. The record is from RefSeq and is a predicted model, not a curated record.